AUGUGCGAAAAUACUCAUCAUGAUAAUAGCUCAACAAAAUGCUUAUGUCCAUAUUGUUCAGGAAGUAUUGCAAGAGGACUUACAUCGAUGAAUGAUAAGAACGUUUCUGAAUGCAAUCAAUUAGUCGAUAGUUAUGAUAAUGAUAAACCAGAAAAUUUUGAUCAACUAUCAGCUAAACUUGAUUAUCUAAAUCCUGUUCAAUGUUUUGAUAUACUUGAUAAAUUGUGCAAAAAAUAUUCAUCUACAGCAAAAAAUAAUGAACUUGAUGAUUUAAUUCUCAAAUUCAUAGUUCGAUUUCGAAUUAAUGGUGGAUUUUUCCUUUCCCUUAAAGAGCCUCAAAAUCGUCGGCAAUAUCUUUUACGACAGCUUACUAAUUCAAUAUUGAUCAGCAAAGACAAUAUCGAAAAAGCUAAUUUAACACCAAAUGACAUCCUUUAA
Molecule: messenger RNA, 438 nt
Organism: Rotaria socialis
Lineage: Eukaryota; Metazoa; Rotifera; Eurotatoria; Philodinida; Philodinidae
Source: the annotation of a GenBank genome assembly